AAAAGCACUUUUUUGCCUGACAUGCCUCUCUGAACUUCAGUGUUUGGGAAGUCAGGAGAGUCUCAGCUUCUAGGAGGUUGAUACUAUAAGCAAACCCCAUGGAUUAUCCAAAUAAGUAGGAAAAUAAAGGCAGCUGAGCAUCGGAGGCCAUAUAAAAUCACUUAAGCCAGUUAUCCCUUCCUAUUUCCUGAGAAGCCCUGUGCAGAGGGUCUGCCAAGAUGGAGGUCUCUGUGGCUUUAGAGGUCUUGUUUCUCCUUGCUGCUUCGAUGUGGCCUUGUGCUAACAACAUGUUUGUGAAAAUAGCUUGUUCUCUGGACUGGAUGGUGGUCCAAGUUGUCCCAUAUACUUACAGUGGAUAUGAGUACAUACUGGCUGACGAAUUACACCUGGGGUCGGGCUGUCCUCCGACUCGGAUAGAAACAUAUGAAUAUCAUUUUGCAUAUCUCACUUCUGAUUGUGGUAUCAGGACACAGGUUCUUUCAGAGGACAGUCUCCUCUUGCAAAGUGAGCUGUACUAUAAGCCAAGGGAUCUACAUUACUAUUGCCAAAUAAUUCCUCUGCAGUGUUGUAUCUCUAGGAAAUCAGUGUGGCUUACACCAGUUUCGACAGAUGAAAUAAAAUUGGAUCCCAGUCCCUUUAUUGCUGACUUCAAGGCAACACCAGAAGAGUUAGGAUUACUAUGUUGUGAUUAAACUGACUCCCUCCUUAAGGAAAAACGAAAACUUGAAAUUGACGUCAUGAAUUCUGUUGGAAAACAUUGGGGGUUUUUUUUGGUACAAAAAAUAAUUGCUAUAAAUCUUU
Messenger RNA from Phyllostomus discolor (pale spear-nosed bat), 801 nucleotides. RefSeq names its product oocyte-secreted protein 2-like. The record is from RefSeq and is a predicted model, not a curated record. The transcript is spliced from 4 exons. Bases 219 to 692 code for a protein of 157 amino acids. NCBI's taxonomy places the organism in Eukaryota, Metazoa, Chordata, Mammalia, Chiroptera, Phyllostomidae.